AUGCGGUUUUGGUAUUUUAGUGCGAUCCUGUGGGUAGUUUGCCAGGCAUUGCCCUCAAAGAAGCAAUACAGCGUUGCGCCUGAGCUUCUACCGGGAUUAUCAGAAAUUGAAGAUAAGUCCACAAUUCCUGAAAUGUAUGCAGGACAUAUGCCGCUUGCUCAGUCAAAUUCUGAUGAUAAAGAUGAAAUUGAUUAUUUUUUUUGGAAAUUUAGCAGACCUGAUAAAGUUUUAAAUACUUUAAUAAUUUGGUUAAAUGGAGGUCCUGGUUGUUCGUCAAUGGAUGGCGCAUUAGUGGAAAAUGGGCCCUUUAGAGUUAAUAAAGAUUUAAAAUUAGUGGUUAAUGAAGGUUCGUGGCAUACAAGAGCCGAUAUGCUCUAUGUGGAUCAACCAGUGAAUACAGGAUUUUCUGUUUCCAACAGUAAGGAGAAAAAAUAUGAUGAAGAUUUAACGUUGACUACACAACAUUUUAUGGACUUUUUAGAGAGUUAUUUCAAAGUUUUCCCCGAUGACCAGUUUAAGGAUUUGAUUAUUGCAGGCGAAAGUUAUUCAGGUCAAUACGUUCCCUUUUUGGCGGAAGCUAUUCAAAAGAGGAAUGCUGAAACUAGCGAUGAUUUGGCAAAGUACAAUUUACGUGGUAUUUUAGUUGGUAAUGGUUGGAUGGAUCCUGAUACUCAAUCAUUAGCCUAUUUACCAUUUGCACUUUCUAAGGGUCUAAUUGAUCAAAACAAUCCUCAUUUCAGUACGCUUUUGAGACAACAGGAAAAGUGUCAAGAUAGAAUUAUCAGCAGAAAUCCCAAUGAACAUCAGCCAUUUCAAUAUGAGGAGUGUGAAAAUAUUUUGCAAUCGAUCUUGACAGCUACAAGGGAUGUUUCUGCUGAUACUCCAUCCAAUCAAGUUUGUAUGAACAUUUAUUCGUACAAUCUAAGAGACAGUUAUCCUGCAUGUGGAUCAAAUUGGCCAGACGAGGUUUUGCAUGUUCCCGGAUUUUUCGAUAGACCUGGUAUCCUAGAAGCCCUUAAUCUGGAUCCUUCGAAAGUUCCACAGUGGAAAGAAUGUAAUUUAGAAGUCUACUACCAUUUGAAAAAUAGGAAAGCAGUUCCUUCUGUCCGUAAAUUGCCAGCUCUAUUAGAUUCGGGACUCAAAGUUAUUCUUUACAAUGGUGAAAUGGAUUUACUCUGUAAUGAAAGGGGUGUUCUUGACAUGAUUGACAAACUUCAGUGGGGUGGUGCUAAGGGCUUCUCCAGUAAGACUAAAGAAUACGAUUGGAACUAUAGAGAUUUUGAGACUAAUACAGAUCAUAUUGCGGGCAAUGUUCUUCACGAUAGAAAUUUGACCUAUAUCAGUGUCCACAAUGCAUCACAUAUGGUCCCUAACGAUAAAUCUUUAUACAGUAGAGGUGUGGUGGAUAUUUACUUAGAUGACAUUUUCUUAGAAGAAUUACAUGGUAAGGACGUUUUGGUAACAACGAGUGAAAAGGAUAUGGACGAUUUUGAUAAUAGCAAAUUAGGUGUCUUAGGCAUUACUGACGGUAAACCCAGCGAAGAAGAAGAAUUGGAAGAAGAAUUCGAUCAAUACGUAGAUGAAUUAGAAGAGGGAGAGUCUGAAUCUGGUUUAUUGGAUGAUGAUAAGGAAGAUGAAACUGUGGGGGCAACUGAUCAAAAUGACGACAAGAACAAAGGUGGUGAAGAUAAACCAAAUGAAAACCCAGAUAAAGAAAAGGAGGAACAAGAUCGACAAAGAAAAAGACGUAAAGGUACUUUUAAAAUCUUCGGUAUCACUAUCCUCGUUGUGCUUACAUUGGGCUCUUUCGUUUUCUACAUUUACAUCAGGAAGCAUACUAACAAGACUCGCGCAAUUCUUAUCGAUCCAAGUCGUAGACAACACGAUUCUCAAAAUAAAAGAGUCUCCUGGGCAGAUGAUUUGGAACACGGUUACGAUUUUGAAACUGAUCAAAGCCAACCUAGAAGUGGACAAUCUGCACCAAAAAAGAACGGAUCAUACACAAGAGUACCCAAUACAGAAUUGGACGAGUCCUUUGAACUCGAAAAUUUGUAG
Zygosaccharomyces rouxii is the source of this 2055-nucleotide messenger RNA. RefSeq names its product serine-type carboxypeptidase (gene KEX1). The record is from RefSeq and is a predicted model, not a curated record. NCBI's taxonomy places the organism in Eukaryota, Fungi, Ascomycota, Saccharomycetes, Saccharomycetales, Saccharomycetaceae. The transcript has a single exon. Bases 1 to 2055 code for a protein of 684 amino acids. Gene Ontology annotation, cellular component: trans-Golgi network. Gene Ontology annotation, biological process: apoptotic process; proteolysis. Gene Ontology annotation, molecular function: serine-type carboxypeptidase activity.